GGUGAAAGCUGUGACUGGUGGGAUGAUCAUGAACCUGAGGAUGCGCAUGAACUUGCUAUGGUGCAUGGUGCUGUGAAUGACUGCCGAACAAAGAUCGUCCUGGAUACUGGUGCAUCCGUAAGCAUGCUGAGCUUCGACUUUGCGGGAAGGUUAAAGCUCAAGCUCCGACCACACAAACAGAUGAAGGUUUCAGGGUUGGGAGGUGCUCCGACCUACAUUUCAGCGCAUGCUGAGGUCAUGAUCACGUUCGGACCUAGAGUUGUCUACGUUUUCCGGCUUUGGGUCGCCAACAUUGGUGACGGCGUGGAUGUUUUACUUGGUAUGAACUUCAUGUUCAGCGCCGGUGUGCGAUUGUCGACUCGAGAAGGCUUGAUUCAGCUUCCGGACGAAGAGACGAUUCAGAUGUGCGGUGAGCCUGACCGCAGUCGAAUGGGUUUGGACCUUCCGGUGCGGCCAGCGGAGAUGUUGUUCCUGAAACCAGGACGAAGUGCUAUUGUGCGUAUUGACUAUGGCGAAUCUUUCCCUCAGCGCGAGGUUGUGUGGGCUGGACGCGGAGACCGAUGGGUGACAAAGAUCAUUUAUGCGGCCAAGUCUUGGCCGACUGCGAUCAAGGUUGUGGACAUCUCCGACAAGCCGGUUUGGAUAGACACGCAGACCCCGGUGUCUAGAAUUGUGGAGUAUGAAUGUUUUCCUCGUGCUGGUCGCUUUGUGCGUUCAGGCAAAAGACAGUAUCAAGAGUGGCAACAACUCAUUCUCGAGACCACUCUGUCUGAUCAAGCCCAGAUGCGCGCUAAACGACUGGCU
This is a messenger RNA of Phytophthora sojae, 804 nucleotides long. RefSeq lists its product as hypothetical. NCBI's taxonomy places the organism in Eukaryota, Oomycota, Peronosporomycetes, Peronosporales, Peronosporaceae. The annotation marks the transcript as partial. The record is from RefSeq and is a predicted model, not a curated record. The transcript has a single exon.